This is a messenger RNA of Felis catus (domestic cat), 11482 nucleotides long. RefSeq lists its product as uncharacterized. The record is from RefSeq and is a predicted model, not a curated record. The transcript has 2 exons. The coding region runs from base 8832 to 9857 and encodes 341 amino acids. NCBI's taxonomy places the organism in Eukaryota, Metazoa, Chordata, Mammalia, Carnivora, Felidae.
CCGCCCUCACGGGGGCUCCGUCCGCGUCGCUCCCGUGUGCCGACCCCGAGCCCCCCGCCCUCUGCCCCGCUAACGGCCUCACACCGUGCCGUCGUGUCUUCUCGCCCCGGAGAGUCGGAAGCGAGACUCUCCUCUUGGAAAACAGCGUCGGGUCCCCAGGCGUGCGGUGCCCCGGGAGGACGUUGUGCCGGACUGAACGCGAGCGUGUGCGCAGUGGGGGUGGAGAGUCGGAACCCACGUCGGGACCCUGGGUGGCGCGGCACCCCAAGCUCUGUGGCGCGUUGUCACUGGCGGACAAAGAUGUCUGUGGCCUCUUUCCGUGCGCCCAUCUACAAGGACCUCAAACGAAGACGUUGGUUUUUAAAAGAGGCUCCCGGUUCCCAGGCUGGAGGCGCGUGAGUCAUUUUUACGAGGCCCGGCGACAGCUGGCGCUGGGGCCGUAAUCCGUGUCGGCCACACUCGCGCCUGUCACUGACAGAGGCAAGCAGCUGCUGUGGCUGCCCGUCCCCAGGGCUGUGCUGGGCUGGGACCCCCGGGGUGAGCCCCCACCCAGACGCUGCCCGGAAUGAAUGGGGGGCCCGCCUCGCGGGGGGCAGCACCGAUUACGCGGGGCCACAACUAUGCCGCCGCCUGUUGGGCUCGCUUCCUCCUCCCGUGGCGCUCAGGGGCGGAAGGAUUUCACGUUCAUGCUCAUUAAAACACAUUCUUCAGCUGUGCAUCUUGCCGCCGGAGAGAGGGAGGCCUCGGCAGGGCAGCGUGGGGGCCCGGCGCUGUCCGGAGCAGGCCGUCCACGCUGGAGUUUCUGCACGGCCAGCAAAGUACGCCCUGCUCGGCACCAGUGGCCACUUUCUGGGUCCAAAACAAACGAAGGAGGGGCACCUGGGGGCUCCGUCGGUACGUCUGACUCUCGACAGCCAUUCGGGGCUGGUCACGGUCUCCUGGUUUGUGGGAUCGAGCCCCGUGCCAGGCUCCGUGCUCACGGUGCAGAGUUUGCUUGGGACCCUCCCUCCCCCUCUCUCUCCGCCCUUCCCCUGCUCACACACUCUCACGCUCUCGCCCAAAAAUAAACGUUUUUAAAAAUAAAAACAAAACAAGAGGGGACCUUGCCGGGUCGUCGGUGCCGGUGAGAUGCGGAGCCCUCUCUGCCGGCACAGGAAGCACGAACAGCACCGGUGAGACCUGGACAGGAAACACAAAUCUGGUUUGUGACUCCCGGGAGGGCGUGUCAGGGUUCCUUUCCGCCACCCGCCUGAAAUUUCUGGAAGGUGGGUCUGCCAGGGCACCGGAGGCACAACCCACCCCCGCCCCCCGCCCUGCGCCCGUCCCAGCCCCACACCCACCCACCGGGGACACAUGGUGCCUGUGGGUGGGGGGCACGUGUGGCUCCUUCGCCCCAGGCUCCCUGGCAGCCGUGUGAAUCUUUCUGGAGGACCCCAGCCCCAGCAGUUCUCGGCUGCGUGAGUCAUGAGUCCUUCUAAAGGGAGAGGGAAGGAAGGAGAAAACGGAAUGAAUUCUGAUUCUAGGUCGACAGGGAGUGGAGCCGGUCCCAGGGGAGUGCCCGCUGGCUUCUUCCUCCCGUGACAAGCUUGGGGGGUGGGGAGACCCUUGAGGUCCUGUCCUGCUCCUCAAAGGAGCUGGUGUGUGAUGUCCCCUCUGCUGUGGCCUCGGACGUGACACCCUCUCUGGGUCUGUGUGGGCCUGGCAUUUCCCGGUUAAGAACAUGAGGUCCAGGAGGGGGUGGAGGGGGUCGCUCCAGCCACCACUUCGUUGGACCCCACCCCCAAAUCUGCAUUGGAUGUGACCAACCGCAGGGUCCUCGCUGCUUCCUGGACAAGCGGGGUCUGACUCGCCGGGACACCCAGGCUGGUCGUGGGGGCGCCUCCUUCCUGGCACCAGCGGCCGUGCUGAGACACCCACACGGCUCAGCUCAUCGGUGGGGCCCUGAGCUCCGGGCACUGGACGCCCCACCUUGGGUGUCCGGCCCACUGCACCUCCAGAGAGCAGCCGUGGUCCCCGGGCGUUAGCGGGUGCCUAGGUUUCAACUCACUAAUAAGAAGCUGGUGCUCACGGGGCCACUUUGGCUCAGAGGUGCGUUUGUAUUCAUCUGCGUGGUGGUUUUUUAAAACAUUUGAAUUAAUUACCAGUGUUUAAAAAUCAAGGUCUUUUCUCAUCGCAGUGGGAAUCUAACUUCUCUGUAAACGUGUGGCACCUAGCCACAAUCGGCAGACUGGAGGGGUGGGAAAGGACCCCUGUUAGCCACAGUCCCCACCCGGCCCUUGCGUCUGGUCUGCCGGCCUCGCAGGCUUUGAGGUUCAUGGUCUCAGGGGUCGUGGUCUCCGAGCUGAGGGAGUAACUGUGGCCAGCCCACACAAUUGUCCAUCAUUUGCUGUGGACUAAGGCUUGGACCUCCCAGCCGGGUCCAAGGACACGGGUAAAAAAAGCAUUAAACGCGUGUGAUGGGCACAGAUUGGCGAGGGGGUGGGGGGCCCUCACACAGCUCCAGGGAGGGGAGUGGUCACCUGGUUUGUUAAUCCGAUGUUGUGAGCUGGGACUUUCUGAGCCCAGGAUGCGCCGGGCGUUGUGUGAGCCCCCAGGCACCUGUCAGGGAGGCCUGGUCAGGGGCCAGCGUCCCUCCUGGGGCAAGGGAGGGCUGGGCCUCUGCCCCAGGCCACACAGCCAGCAAGCGUGCGCCCUGCAUCCCAGUGGCCGGGGUCCUGCUCCUUGCUCCCGCGUGAUGUGUGCACAUGUGUGCGUCCCACAAGAGGGUCCGGGCACCCCUCAUUCUUUUCUGGAAUGGCACUGCCCUCUGUGAUUCACACAGGGUGAUGGGCGACGAUGCAGAGGGACCUUUCUGGGUCUCGUGCUGUGCCCGGGGCGGGCCUGUGUGGCUCCCUGCGGGGUCUCCAGGAGAAGGUGCGAGGGAGGGCGGUGGGGUGACAGUGACACUGGGCCCCGCCCUGGGCCUGGGGCCCCGUGCCUGCACGUCCUCCCUGUGGAUGGGGGCAGGGGCUCGUGCACCGGCUCUGGAAUGUAACCCGACCCUCCUGGAAAUGUAUUUGAAGUUGUCUCCUUGGCAACUUGGAUUUUUUUCCCCUUUUCCUCUGUGAUCAACCAAGUCCGGUAGGGCCUGGUGGGAUCCCAGGGUUCACGGGAAUCGAGGCUCUCGGCCUGAAAUGCAGCUUCCUGGGUGUUUGCUACACGGCCAGAGGCGGCCCGCUGGCUACAGCUGCCACACCUGGGUCGAGCCUGCCAGCCUCGCUCCCCCACAGCACCCAGCGAGCUGCCUGGUGGCUCCCUGGUCUGAGUGGUGCCUCGGGUGGGGAAGCCAGCCUCCAUCUGACCCGAGCCGACCCAGACUGUUGUGGGACGAAGCAGUAGUGUUACUCGUGUGUUUUGUUGGGUCGGCCGUUCUCCCUCCGACGGCUGUUCCGUUGGUUGGAGACUUCUGGAAACCCCAGUGACCAUCCUGUGGCCGAUGUUUCCUUACGAGAAGAGACCCCCUCCCACCCCCCCAGGCCAGGCCUGGGGCGAGGCGAGGCACGGGUGGCCCAUGUUCUUGCAGAAGCUUUCGGGCGCGUGGCCAGUCUGGUUUGAGCUGUCCUCUUUCAGCUGGUGAACAGCACACGCACACAGUGGAGUGGGUUAACCCCCGGUUCCUGGGCCGCCUGUGAGCUCCCCCGCACAGCGGGGCUGGUCUGCGCACAGGGAGAUGGUGGGAAAGGGGCCCGGGCCCCGAGGCUCCCUGCCAUCAGGGUCAGUUUGAUGGGUCGGCUUGAGCAAGUCGCGGUCCCCGGGUGUCUAGAUGUUUCUGCAAAGGUAUUUUUCAGAUGGGACUAGCAUGGACAUGAGCUGAUGUUGAGUGAAGGGGUGGGCCUCAGCCAGUCAGUUGAAGGCUUUUCUUGAGAGAAGAAAGACCCGCGUGUCCCCCCGGGGGAGACACCCCCUGCCGGCCAGCCCUAUAGAUUCUGGACUCCCGGUCCCCACUGUCCCGUGAGCCAAUUCCUGGACUUGACGUCUCUCUACACAUAUACGUCCCAUUGGUUGUCUGUCUGGAGAACCCCGACUGACGUGCCUUGUCGGCUUUUCUGGAAUAGACAGGUGUCUGUGCGGGGGGUGUGGGGCCCCUGAGGCCCAGGCCCGGGUGCCGGGCAGGUGCAGGGCCCUGGGCGCCUGCAGACGCGGCUGCCGUAGGGAGCAUGGGCUGGGGGGCCCUGGCUGGGGGCUCUGCGUGGCUGGCCUCCUUUCCUCCAGUCAGUAAGUGGGGCCGGGUCCCCGCCCUCAUGCCUUUGCCUGGCUGAGUGUCUCCGCUCCGUUUUGGAAGAUGGUCGUGGGGUUUGCUUAUUCGUCUUCUCUCUGCUGGUCCCCGAGGUGUGGCCAAGGCUGGUGGAGACCCCCUGCCCUGCACAGGUGCGGGAAAUGGCCCUACAGACACUUGGUGAGUCAUGAACGUCUGCCGUCCGGUGGGAGCCCAGCCGGGAAGGCAGGGCUGGGCUGCAAGACCGGGGGCCUCGCCUGAGCCCUGAGGGUCUCUGUGCCGGAGCAGUGCCCCUCCUGGGCAAGGUGGUCUCCCGGCUCUGUGCGUGCACCUGCUAUGUCUGAAUCCCCACGACACCAGACCCCCAGAGCUCUUGAAAACAUCCUCAGUGGAUGAGCGAGGUCGGCCUGGUAAACCCGGCCGACAGACCCGGAGAGUGCAAAGCCCCUGGGUCCUCCCAGGGCCUGACCCGUGGCUGCCGGUGGGGUGGGCGUGGCCCCGUGUUCUCUAGACCACUUCCCUCCCAAAGAGCCGGCAGGCGCACCAGGUGGGACCUACCACGUCCAGGCCUCCUCAGGGAUUGGGCUCCGGGCAGAGAGAGGGCGAGCGGGUGCAGAACUGGCCAGGCCCCCAGCUGUUCCAGGCCCUGAGACUCCCGGCUCCUGGUCUCCAGAACUGGCAAGGAGGUGGGCGGGCCUGACUUUGCAUGCCCAGGAGGACCCCCUGAGGCCCACCGGCUGGCAGCUGGGGAGACACUGUCACGGAAACUCCAGAUUUGGUUUAUCUGCUCUCUUAGUAAGUUAAUUUUGUAAACGUCCACAGUGUUGGAGCAAAGGCAUAACCACUGCUCCCGAGGCCACGGUCUGUCCGGGGACUGGCCCUGUUGGCCCCUCAGACACACAGACCAGGCUGGUGGGCAUGCACGAUUCACCGGGAUCUUGGGGGAUGGGGAGGAGACCUCCCCCGUGGGCUGUGCCCAGGGCCAUUCGUGGCUGGGCUGGUGCCAUGCCCUUGCGUGCCAGGCCGAGGCGGGGUGGGGACAGCAGCUACGGGCGCUUCUGUGUUUACUUGCCAAGGAGGGAAGUGGUCCCAGUCUGUUGGCACAGACUGGCCCUGGGUCCGCGUGGAGGAGGGCCGGGCCUCGGCAGGAGGGCCCUGUAGCUGGGGGCCCUGGAGCCACGAGGUAGCAGGGACGGUCCCGCCGGAGAGGGUGUGCUGGGCAGGUUGGGGCGGGGCCUGAGGUGCAGGAAACGUUCUGCAGACAGAAACCAACAGAGGGAAGUGGCCUCCAGUCUGCAUCCGGGGAUAGCGAUUGGCCCAGACCGUUGUUCUGCGGGCCUGGCGCGGGGCUGCCCGAGGUCACAGGUGCUUGCUGGCUCGUCGGCCAGACCCCCAGAAUAAGAGAGAGCAGGAGUUCAGAGAAGUUCUCUCUCUCUCUCUCUGAUUUUUAAGAUUUUAUUUUUUUUAAGUUUAUUUAUUUAUUUUGAGAGGGAGAGAGCGCUCGCACACACGUGAGUGUUCACGAGCUGGGGGCUAGGGGGGGCGGGCAGGAGAGAAGGAGAGAGAAUCCCAAGCAGGCUCCGAGCUGUCAGCUCGAUCCCACAAACCACGAGAUCAUGACUUGAGCCGAGCUCAAGAGUCAGACGCUCACCUGACUAAGCCCCCAGGUGCCCUGAGACUUCAUUUUUUUAGGGUAGUUUUAGAUUCACCGCAACGUUGAGCUGAAUGGACAGAGAUUUCCCGUAAUUCCCCACUCCCCCCCGACUCCCCCAUUAUCGGUGUCCCCCAGAUGGUGGAUUUGUCACAGCCGGUGACCCCACACUGACACGCUGUCAUCACCCGGAGUCCAUGGGUCACGGGAGGGUCCCUCUGGGUGGGUGCACGUUCUGUGGGUUUGGGCGAACGUGGGACGGCAGGUGUCCACCGUCCCGUGUCCCUCGCGCUGUUCGCCGCCCUAAAAGUCCCCUGUGCUCCCCCUGCUCCUCCCUCCUCCCUCCGCCCUGAGCCCAGGCAGCCCCCGUCUUCUGUCUGCGCAGCUCCGCCUCUUCCAGGACGUCCUGUCGUUGGAAUCAGCGUGCAGUCCAGGUUAUCGGUGAUCGCAUGCAGUCCUUUGUGGUGCAGAAUCGCGGCCCCUCGUCUGGACCUGACCCCGCAUAGCCGCUUGCUUGCUUAGGGCAGCAUGCUUGCUGUGGGCGUAGCCGCCCUGAACACCUAGCCGCCGGUUUUUGUGUGGCCCGGGGGCGCGGUUGCCGGGUGCAAGGGGUUUGCUUCCACCCACACUGGUGCCCGCUCCGUGCCUGGACGGCCUCCCUCCGACGCCAGGGGGGCCUCCCAGGCCCGUCCCGUGCAGGCCGCUGUGAUGUCUCCUUCCUCGUCAGGGCCCGACGACCCCCUCGCCAGCUCACCUGCCUGCACACCUGGCCGACCCCUCAGGCAGGACCUGGCAGGCCAGGCCUUCGUGUCUGAUCGGCCUCGGCACACGGACGUGAGGGCACGUACGUCACCUUCUGUGCCGCCGUGGAUUAAGUGCAUUGUCGUGUGGCUCGGGGCCUUGGCACUGUCUGCCCCAGAACAUUCUGGAUCACCACACAAGUCAGCUUGCUGGAAGCCGAGGCUAGACCUCGAUGGGAGCCUUAGAAAAACAAAACAUUAACAAAAUCGUGCCACCGAAGUGUCACUUCCUGGAACAAGUCUGGUGACACAGAAACGUCUUUAGGAAAACAUUGCCUCCUCCCCACCCGCCAUCCCCCCCUUCACCGCCGUCCCCAUGGCGGCUCGUGUGCGUCCCUAAGUGCCUUUUCCUUGACGGGUUCUUCCUGGCUUCUGUUAUCGGCGUCAGAGACGUGGUGAAAGUCUGGGGGAUGUUUCUCCCAGACAGAAAACGUGACCCCCGCCCCAAGGUCUGCACGUCCAGACUCUGUUUCUUGCUCAGGCCUUCACCCCGGGCGCAGGGCUGGAGCGUAGUUGCUGGCCACGGUGCCCUGUGUGGUCUGGGUUGGGUCGCCCACCCCCCGGGGAGGCGUUGGGACAGGAGCCUACCCGUGGCUCUGGUGCCCCGGGUGGAGGCCGCCAGCCAGCACAGACAGGAAGUCUGCAGACGGUGGUUCCUGGGGACGGGGCUGGUGGCCGUUGGGCUCGGCUGAGCACCAGAACCUUUGACCCCAGAGUGGACUGCAGCGGGCUGCCCGCGCCCCCCCCCCCCAGCCUGGAAGGAGCCCUGGGUGGUGGUCCCUCUCUCCUGCCCUCACUCGAAGCAGGGCGUGUGUGGCCAGGAAGCCUCGGACCCACUCCCUGGUGCCUCUGAGGCUGCGGGUGGCAGGGAGGAACCGGCCAGACAUUGGGGGCAGAGCCCGGGGGGAAGGGAGCCGUGGGCUGGGACCCGCAGGCCCCUCCCGUCAUGCUCCAGGGCACGUUUGGUGCGGCCACCUGCGUGCAGCCCGGACAUCGUGUGUGCCCGCUGGAGCAUCGGUCACCGGCCGCUUCCCCCUGCUCCUGACAGACGUCGCCUGACUUGGGGGAGGAUGAGACAGACCGUGGGUUUGGAGGAAGGACCGCCAGCAGCCAGGGCUUGUGGCGCUGCACGCUCUGGGGCCCCGGCCUCACGGCUGACAUUUGGACCCGAGUGCGAACCCGGCCAGGGUGUGGGCGGCCGCGGGGUGUGAUGCCCUUGCCCCGUGGCUCUCCGCCGUGCCGCAGGGAGGGGGGACCGGGGCUCUGGCAGAGUCGGCCCGGCCCCUCGGGGGGAACAGAGAGGAGCUCGACGGGCGCCCACUCGCCGAUGCAGGGGGAGCCUGGGGCUGUCUGCGAGGUGCUCUCACCCGCGGGCUCAGUUACUCCCGUGCGCGUGCAGACGUGCAGCACGCUGCCUGUGCAUAAGCACACAAACACGGACGGCGGUGCGUCCACAGGGGUCCCCGGGCGUCAGGCAGGAACGGGCAGGAACGUCUCGUGAACGCCGCAGCCACGGGUGUUUUCUGUUCCGCUUAUUCAAGCGCCCACUGCCCUCACGGCCACCUGUCCCAUCUGACGGGGAUGGAGCUACUUCUGAAGUGCAGACGGUCGGGCCGCUGCUCCGGGAGGCCGAACGGUCCUGUACCCACUCUGUGGAAGAGGAGGCUGAGGCUGGGAAGUGGGGGGACCCCGCGGCUGUGGCCGGCGCUCCGCGGAGCUGAGGUCGGCGGGCUCUGGCUUCAGGUGGGGCUGGUGCGUCUCUCACGGCUUUCCCGCCCCUGCCUGGCGGCGCUCAGUUGUUCAGGGGCGCGUACAGGGUCUGACGGACGCGGGUCCCGCACGAGCCUGUCGUCCGCCCGGGGUGGUGGGUCCAGGGGUCCAGGGAGUCGCCCUGCAGGCACUGAGCCCCCGAACGAAUGAGUAAAAGGGUGUGCGGCUGGGGUCCUGGAGCAGAAGCCGCCCCCAAGUGCCCCCCCGCGUGCCACCCUGACAGGUUCCCCUCGCUGUGGGCAUCGCACCGCCCACUGGAGAAAAUCCGAGCCACGGAAAUCUCGUCGGUUUUUAAAACUGAAACGGCGCCGAAGGAGGGAGUCAUCUAGGAAUCCCGCCCCUGCCGCCGGUGCUAAUGCUUUUCUCCUGGGCCCUCCCAGGCCGCGUUCGGCGAGACCCGAUUAUUUUCGGGCCGGGCCUAGAGUCACUGAGAGAGGAAUUUGACGAGUGCGGUCUAGCCUUCUGGCAAGUGUUUCUCCGGCCCAGAACAUUCCGGCUGGCGGUCCCUCGGGGGUGUCUGUGCAGCCCCGUCGGCAGCCUGGGCAGCGAGUCGUGGGAACCGCGGCCCCGCGGGCGCAGGGUCUGCACCCACAGCGUCUGCCGGCACCGCCAGAUCAGGAGACCCCGAAACCACACGCCCGAGAGCGCAAGGAAGCGUGUUCUCGUGAGCACGUUCUGGGCCGGGAGGUGGCUCCACGUGGCCCUGGGGCCCCCUUGCCUUGGCGCCCGCGGUCAACGUCACAGCCGCGGGGGGCAGCGCACGCCCUGUCCAUCUGUCCAUCUGUCCAUCCGGGAGAGGGUGGUCACGUCUACCCACAAAGGAGGCAGGGGCUGCGGCCGGCGACAGUGGUGCUCCCCUGCCGUGUGUUUGCCGUGGGCUCUCCCUGCUUCAUGCGUGACGACCUUGCUUCCGUCUGGCUGUGACGGUGACAUACCUGUGUGCACGUGCUCCCCAGCGUCCACGGUCGUGGCCUGCCUCGUCUCAUGUGGCCAUUGCUCUGUGCGCCCCCGGGAAGGAAAUGCUGCUGGUCUCUCGGUGGAUGGUGGUCUCCUGACCAGUGCUGGCCCACCCAGACCCAUCCCUACUCCUUCCUGGGAACACCACCUGAUCCUCAGCCCCUCCCACUGCUGCCCGUCCUCUCGGCUGGGCCUCUGUGAGCGUGCGACCUGUUUGGGCCAAUGUGGCGUGAGGGAAGGUUGCUGGGAGCUUCUGGAAGGUUUUCCUGCUGAGGAGAGAAGCUGCAGGAGGAAGCAGUGGGUUCUGUGCCUGCUGAUAGCAUGGGGAGACACUUGGCAACUCCCGGAACCGCGGCAGCUCCUGUGCCACCAUGAGGGCCUGAGGUCACUAGAGCAGGACGCAGGGGUGAACCUCGGGCCCUGACACCUGUCUGGGCCACUGAAUCAGCUGCCCAUCUUCUGGUUCCACUGCCUCACAGAUAUUCCAGGAGCCCCCAGGCCCCUGCAGCUGGCUUUGCAUCUGAACGGACGCUCUCGGCCUGGAGUGUCAUUGAUUGUACACACAGGACACAUCCGGUUCCACUGCUGGGGUUUUGAAAGAGGAAAACAGUCCCAGUUGUAAAAUGGAAAUUAUGUAAACGGGAGUGGAAGGCGUGUAGGUCACGUACGUCAUCAUUAUAGGACAUAAAUGUCAAAGAAUUAGGUGGGCACAACGGGGCUCUGAGAAAAAUCACGCCCGUCUCAGCAGCCCAGGGCACGGAGGGCCCGCACGCGGUGCUGGGGUGACCUUCCCUGUGCCUCCUGACGAUGUCAGAGCCUGUGAGUCCCCUCAGCCUUGCUCCCAGCCCAGGACUCUGUGCCUUCUGGGGUUGGGCAGGGAGCACGUGUGCUCCAGGCCCUGCCACCCUCGCCUCCCGGGCAGUGGCGGCAUCGGUCUGCUGUUUAGACGUCUGGCUCCAUCCAUCAGCUGGCUUCAUAAACACACCAGACGCCCACGAGCCAAGCGGCCCCAUGGCCGGUGCAGGGGUGAGCGCGGGGAUCCAGCUGCCGGCGGUGGGGGGGGGGGGGCGGCUGCCGAUCGGUGCCCGGAGAUUCCAGGCACGGCGGCACCAGCAGGGUCUUCUCACGGCGUCUCCCCCAGCCUGCGGUGAGGCGGUAGCCGGCCUGGCCGGCGACCUGAGCUGGGUAAACUGAGCCCCCCCUUGGAUCAGGAUCACGUCUGUCGGUGCUGCCAGGGCACGGGGCCGCGGACGCGCCUGAUAGGCUGAGGGCCCGGGUGCCCCGGGGCAGCAGAGGGUACAGGGGCCCUCGUCCACCCCGGGCCUCAGCCCCCUCGGCAGCGGUGAAGGAGUCGGCAGCCUGUCCCAGAGGCUCGGUUAUUCCGGAGGCCGUUCAGCCCGGCCGUGGGGCUCAGCUGCAGGAGUGAUGCUGUUUAUGCACAUCCACUGAGCAGGGCUGAGCGCCGGCUGGAUGCUCCCGGCAGUUUACAAAGCCUCACUUCUGAUCCUCACAGGUGUAGAGUCGGGGGGGCUCCAGACAGGGGACUGGCCUGAGGCGCUUGGCAGGUGAGGGGGCCUGGGGUCAGAGCCCGUCUGCGGCUCCCCGCGUGUGAGGCGGCUCCGUGGGCUCCGUGUUAAUCAUUGAGCCUCUGCAGACCCCCCACCCCCGCUCGGGAGGGGCCCCCGCUGCUCCCUGGGGGCAUGACCUUAGACCACGCCCAUCCCACUGGAGCGCCAAGUCCUUGGGAGCUAGCCCGAGGUCAGCCCGGGUUGCCCCCAAAGAUUCUCCCCACUGCCCGGCCUGCGGUGGCCUCUGACCUCACACCCUUCUGUCUCCAAGGAGGAAACGCCUGACUUCGGUUUAGACGGGGAGCAGGCGGACGGGAGCUGGAGGGGGGGUUGCGCAUGCCCCCUCGCCUGUGACCCCCCCAACUGCUGACCCUCACCUGUCCCUUGGCAUCUGCAGGGCACGGCCUCCGUCCUCCAGCGCCGGUCCCCCAACGAAGAGUACGUGGAGGUGGGGCGCCUGGGGCCCUCCGACUACUUUGGU